AUCACUUAGCAAACAGGCGGGGCCUGGAAAGAAGGCAAAAACUCCCAGAGGAAACUUUACGGGACCACAAGAGAGAUUAAACCAGCCUAGGAAGGUCGCAUCCGAGUUAGCAUCAUCAUGACCGGGGGACACAUCGGCACUGUCAUGGUGACCGGAGCCAAUCGGGGCAUCGGUUUGGAACUGAUCAGACAACUCGCAGAAAUGCCCAACCCCCCAGAACGCAUCUUUGCCACGUGCCGCGAUCCUCAGGAUAAGAGAAUGCAGGAGAUGAAAAAGCUGGCUGCCAAACAUCCCAGCAUUGUGAUACUGAAGCUUGAGGCCACUGACGAAGAGAGCAUCAAGGCUGCGGCAAAGGAAGUCGAGGCCCACUUGGCCGGAAAAGGGCUCAACCUUUUGAUAAACAAUGCUGGUGUCAUGCCCCCAAGCACACUAGAGUCGGUGACCCAAGAAGACAUGCUGAAUGUGUGCAAAAUCAACCUUGUUGGGCCAAUGCUGGUGACCAAGACUGCGCUGAAUAUGCUCACCCGGUGCCAGGCACUAGAAUACAAGGACGACGGGAUCCUGUUUGCCGCAAUCCAUCCAGGCUGGGUGAAAACUGAUAUGGGCACAGAAAAGGCAGAGCUGAUGGUGGAAGAAAGCGUUCAUGGGAUCCUUAAUGUGCUCUCCAAUCUCUCUGAAGAACAUAGCGGGCGAUUUCUGAAUUGGGAGGGCAAGUUCGUUGCCUGGUAAAAGGAAAUCGGGCAGAAGUUCAAUAGAGGAACCCACCGGCAGGUGUGAUGAAAGAGAAACAGCUGGACCUCCCUUUUGCCUGCUUGACCUUGUAAGAAUCUAGGCUAAAUCCCCAUUAGUGCCCAGUAGUCCCACCACCCCCAGCUACAAAGCCACUCUGGGCACAUCUAGCAGGUGUCUUCCUGGUUCUGGCAGGGACCUUUGAUGUCUCAAUAAGGCCUUCCCACACUGUAGGCAACCAGUUAUAUAGGCUUCACAGCCUGCAUUGGGCUUCCACCAGGCAGCUGUAUCCCUUGGCCAGCGGGAGGAACAGCAUGGCCUAAAAUUCUCUGCCCUGUAAGGCUGUAGGGCUUCCAGUCCUUGUAAUAAGUCUCCUCCAGUUUCUUCAUGGGCUGACAAUAGGUAGGUUCCCUUCCAAUAGGAAUUCCACACAGAAUAUUUGAAGAACCUUAGACAGUACGUUCCUGUAGAAAUCAGACUGCGAAGGGGAUUUCACAGUCGUAGAUGAACCAUGGAAAAGGAUGAAGUCCAGCUUCUUUUGAAUCAAACUAUUUGAGACCCACACAGGCUUCCCCGGGUACCAUAAAGACACACUGCUCACAGGGGGUCAGUGGGGAUUUUAUUAGUAAAAUAUAUCAAACGUGAAAUCAGAAAUGUCAGUAGAAAAAUAAAAACCUGAUAUUAGCAGUACUGUUCUUCCUGUUGUACAAAGAUUUGUUCACACGUCACAGCAAUCAGUGGAGUACAAAGUUUCAGAUACAGCCUCAGUGCAGCUCGGGAAAAUCUCCAUCACAGAUGAGGGGGAGGACCGACAUUGGCAGAUCUUGGGAUGGCAUAGCUUAAAAGAUACGUGAGGCAAAGAUCACAAACAUAACACACGGUAUCCUCUUGAGUUUCCUCUUUGGGACAUUUAGUGGUUCAUCACAAUUCGAAGUCCCUUGCAAGUGCCAAAAUUCUGUACAUGUUUUGGUAAGAGGGCAGCCUGUCCCACUAUCAGUGGAGAAACAAAGAAGCUUCCUGGCCAUUAUAGGCUUACAGAUUCUAUUAUUCUGCUGCACAAGUUACUGGUUAUGGCACUUGCUGAUGGGGAAUGUCCCUUGUGUCCACUAAGGUUGCGAUCCAAACAUUUAGGAGCAAAGCAAAAUAGAUUGGAUCUUGGGGUGGAGAAAAGAAGGGGGAGGGAAAUGUUUUCAACUACCGGAUCAACAAGGAGUUACGAAACAAACCAACAGAAUCAAACUGCAGUAGCUGAACAAGAAAAGAGUAAAAAGCAGGAAAGAAAAAUAAGAUCAAAAUCAAAUAGUGACCUUUUUCAGAUCCGGAGAAAGGAGUAGCCAGAAACGAUAGCUAUAAAGUGCUCAGCCCAUCCUAAGGCACACAAAAAAACCCCACAACUAAAAUGAUCA
Messenger RNA from Gekko japonicus, 2135 nucleotides. RefSeq names its product C-factor-like. Lineage: Eukaryota; Metazoa; Chordata; Lepidosauria; Squamata; Gekkonidae. The transcript is spliced from 5 exons. Bases 118 to 729 code for a protein of 203 amino acids. The record is from RefSeq and is a predicted model, not a curated record.